AUGAGCGCUUCAAGAUUCGUAAAGUGUGUGACGGUUGGUGAUGGAGCUGUCGGAAAAACAUGUUUGUUGAUCUCUUACACAAGCAACACUUUCCCUACGGAUUAUGUGCCUACCGUUUUCGAUAAUUUCAGUGCCAAUGUUGUUGUUAAUGGAGCCACCGUUAAUCUUGGAUUGUGGGAUACUGCAGGACAAGAGGAUUACAACAGAUUAAGACCACUGAGUUACCGUGGAGCAGAUGUUUUCAUAUUGGCCUUCUCUCUUAUCAGUAAAGCCAGUUAUGAAAACGUCUCCAAAAAGUGGAUCCCUGAGUUGAAACAUUAUGCGCCUGGUGUCCCCAUCAUCCUUGUUGGAUCAAAGCUUGAUCUUCGAGAUGACAAGCAGUUCUUCAUCGACCAUCCUGGUGCUGUCCCGAUUACUACUGCUCAGGGAGAGGAGCUGAGGAAGCUAAUAGGAGCACCUACUUACAUUGAAUGCAGUUCCAAAUCUCAAGAGAAUGUGAAAGCUGUCUUUGACGCAGCCAUACGAGUGGUGUUGCAACCGCCAAAACAGAAGAAGAAGAAGAGCAAAGCGCAGAAGGCCUGCUCCAUCCUGUGA
Messenger RNA from Eruca vesicaria subsp. sativa (arugula), 594 nucleotides. The record is from the annotation of a GenBank genome assembly. NCBI's taxonomy places the organism in Eukaryota, Viridiplantae, Streptophyta, Magnoliopsida, Brassicales, Brassicaceae.